Molecule: messenger RNA, 2605 nt
Organism: Astrephomene gubernaculifera
Lineage: Eukaryota; Viridiplantae; Chlorophyta; Chlorophyceae; Chlamydomonadales; Astrephomenaceae
Source: the annotation of a GenBank genome assembly
GCCUGACUUAAAUUAAUGGACUUGUGAUACCUUUGACACCCGUGAACCCUUUCUUACUAUUUAAGGCUACUCCACUUCAAUCUCGACCAUGGCAGCGAGGACCAGGGCCAAGUCCACCAACAAGAAGGAGAUCGUGUCGGUGCAAGAGACACCUUUCACCACCCAGAAGGAACGGGACGAGCAAGCUGUCUCAAAGCAGCCGGCUAAGCUUACAGCUAAAGCCUUCUUUGGGACGGUCCCCCAACCACAGCCUAAGAAGGCUUUGCUUCCGCUAGGCUGGGCAGCAGCCACCAACUGGAAGCGAGGAGGCGCAGCCGCCGGCACUAAGGCUCCACGCAGCGGAGCGACUGGGAACGAUGCUUCUAAAGGCCCCCAGCCUUGCCGCGGCCCCAUCGACGUCAUGGUUGCCGAGGGUGUGGAGCGAGCCCUGAGUGCCGAGCCUGACCUCGCCUCCAACACGGUAGAGCUGAAGAAGCUGCGCACGGCGCUCAAGAAGGAAUGUACCAACCGCUGGGCGCAACUUGAGGGCGACGAGCGCAAGGCCUACCAGGAGAAGGCUGACGCCGACAAGGAGCGCCACCGCGAGGAGACACGCGCCCGGAAGGAGGCCAACGGCAAGGGGGCCAAGGCGUCUGACAAGGCCGGCGACCAAGAUGAGACUUGUGACGACGCGCCCGACAACGGCAACAAGAAGGAGGAUGCGGCAGCUACCAAGGGCAAGAAGACAGCCAAGGGCAAGAAGGCGGCUGCGGAGCCUGCCGAGAAGAAGACCAAGAAGGAGGCCGGCAAGGGCAAGAAGGCGGCUGCGCCUGCUGCUGCUGCCGCCAAGAAGUCCGAGAAGGCGAGUGGUGCGGCGCUUAAGUGGGCUGAGCAGCAGCGCAAGGAGCUACUAGGGGAGGACACAGCGGUAGUUGCAGCAGCGGAUGACGGGGAGGCUGAUGGUGAGGCCGCGCCGGCCGCACGUCGCAAGGGUCGCAAGCCGGCUGCCGACGCUGCUACGAAGAAGGCGGCGAAGAAGCCUACAGCUGCCAAGAAGGGCAUUUCCAAGCAGCAGGCGCAGCCGAAGAAGCAGCGGCGGAAGGCUGUUGAGGAGGAGGCGGAGGAUGACGAGGAGGGUGACGACGACGACGAGGAGGCGAUGGAGGAUAUUGAGUCGGGCAGUGAGAACGAGUAUGGCGUCAACGAUGACAGUGAGGAGGGCAACGACGACGAUGGUGACGAUGACGCCGAGGAGGAGGAGCCGCAGCAGAAGCCGGCAAAGCGCGGCGCUGCGGCGAAGGCCCCCAAGAAGGCCGCUGCCCCCAAGGCAGCGGCCGGCAAGAAGGAGCAGGCCGGCACGAAGCGCCAGCGUGGCAAGCAGGCGCAAGAGGAGGAGCAGCCGCCAGCCGAGGAGGAGCCGCAGCAGGCUGCUGCCGCUGCGGCCGAGGGCAGCAAGAAGCGACAGAAGGCGGAGGCGGCUCCCGCGGAUGUCAAGCAGCCUGCCGCUGCCGAGCCGCCCAAGCAGCAGCCCCGGAAGCGGCGUUCUUCCGCUGCGGUAGAGCAGGCCGAGGAGGAGCAGGAGGAGCAACAAGCUGUGGAGCCCGAACAGCCCAAGGAGCAGCCCAAGCCCGAGGCGCCUAAGCGUGGCCGCAAGGCUGCCGCCGCUGCAGCUCCCUCUGAGCCCGAGACCGCGGCUGAGCCCGAGCCUGAGGCCGCUGCCGCCCGUGGCGGCAAGUCCGCCAACCUGAAGCGCAAGGGCCGGCCCGCCAAGGCCGCCCCUGCCGAAGCGGAUGCGGAGGAAGACGAGGAGGCGGCGGUUGAGGAGGAGAAGCAGCCCCAGCCGAAGAAGGCCGCCGCCAAGGGUGGGAAGCGCGGCAAGGGCGCUGCUGCAGCCCCCGCUGCUGAGGACAAGGACUCCGAACCGGUGGCGGCGCCUGAGCAGGAGGAGCAGCAGCAGCCUGAGCCCAAGGCAGCCAAGCGUGGCAAGGGUGCGAAGGACGCCGCCCCUGCUGGCAACGACAAGGGCGCGGAGGAGGAGGCGACGGAUGCCGCGCAACCCGCUGCGAAGGCUGGUAGCCGCGGCAAGGGCGCAAAGCGUGCCGCCACCGCCGCCGCCCCUGCUGCUGACGCCAAGGAGGAGGCUGAGCAGGAGGAGCCGCAGCAGCAGCCGGAGAAGAAGGCAGGCCGGGGGGCCGGCAAGAAGCAGAAGGCCGAGGGCGUGGACGCAAAGCCGCAGGAGGCCGCAGAGGCCCCCGUGAAGGGCCGGCCACGCCGCGGCAACUGAUGCAGAGAGUCGUUUCUGGCAUGCUGCGGGUGUGUGCGGUGCUGCCGUGUAGUUUAGGAUACUAGGUGCAUUGAUGUGUGGCGCCGUGUUUGCCGCUGCAGGAGGGUAGGAUGGGUUGCAGGGUGACGACCGUACUUGGCUCCUAGACUUGCUGCGUGCUCUGGGCCUCUGGUCGUGCACAGAGGCUAAAUAUGCGUAGAACUGUUUGACAUUCGCAAAGAUGCAUUCCUUGCAAAGCGUGGCUUACAUGCACAUGACACACGGUACAGACUGCUGCCGUACGUGCAGGCAUAAUCCUCGGCUACUGCUGCUGCCACAGGCAGCUGUAAAUGCUUUGCCAGC